AUGACACUCCUGCAGACGUUUUGGGUAUUCUGUGAAAACUCGUCGCUUCACGGACUUCGGUACAUUGGGAGGAGCAAUGCAACCCGGGCCAAUUUGUUGCUGCGAUUCGUUUGGAGCCUGUUCGCCCUGGUAAGUCUGGCUUUUACGCUGAUGCUGGCCAGCUCGGCCUGGGAUCAGUUCCGCAGUAACCCGACGCUGACCACCAUCGAGACGACGACGUACCCCGUGUCACUGAUUCCGUUCCCUUCCGUAACGCUGUGUAACAUCAACAAGAUACACUCGGCCAAGGCGUUGGAGAUGAGUAAGAUGUUAAUGAACCUUGGAAUGGCCGAAAAUGACACCAUCGAUCUGCUAGCGUCCCUUCAACGCCUGAACGAUUAUCGUCCUGUCGAUGAGCGGAUUCUUCAAUUGGAACGGUUUCUCAACUUCAAGGGAUACCGGGUGGAACAGCUUGCCUUCGAUCUGGCCCCACCCUGCGAAACGAUGGUGGCCUUCUGCUUCUGGCUAAUGGAACCGGUACCAUGUGGGCAAUUGUUUCGUAGGACGAAAAUCUUCGCCGGGUACUGCUGCUCGUUUAAUGCGGAUGGUUUCCUCGAACCGGCCGAUAUCAGGCGGUCGAACCAUGACGCGAAAAGCAUCCACGUCAACGGGAUCGGUAAGGGUGAAGGGCUGACAGUGGUGGUGGAUAUCGGUGAAGCGAACUACACGUCAUCGGACCGCUUCACCUACGGGGUUGAGGUGUUUAUCCAUCGAUCGUACGAUUUCCCGGACUACUCUGAUUACACGACCGUCGUCCAGCGGGGCUGGGAAACGGAUGUGUCCGUUCUGCCGACGAUCGUGUCCGCUAGUCCGUCGUUGCGUAGUGUCCCUAUUGAACGGCGAGGAUGUGCGUUCAGCGACGAAGGAAACAUGUCCACGACUUUACCGUACACUUAUAGCAACUGCAUGAAUGAGUGUGAGCAGCGGUACGUCGCGGAGGUGUGCAAAUGCAUCCCGUUGUUUAGAGAAAUUUUCGAGCUGCAAGUAAAGUUUAAGGUUCCCAUUUGUGGAUUCCGCGAUGUCGGGUGUUUGCUGAAGAUGAAGCAUGGAGUGAGUUUUACCUCAGCGGCGAUUGAUUCGUCAGCAGCAACCAAUUUCAAUCGCAGCAUCGUCAAAUGCCAAUGCUAUCCAAGUUGUACCACUGAGCUUAAUCAGGUUAACAUUAUCUCCAAUACCAUCAACAACCCUAAAAGAAACGCAAACCUACCAGAGUUCAACUUUUCCUCCCAGGGACUGUUGCACGUGCACUUCCGAUCGACCAACUGUCUGAAGUACCGCCGCGAGCCGUUUGUAACCUGGCAGACGCUGGUAGCGACGUUUGGUGGUAUCUUCGGGCUCUGCAUGGGCGGUUCGAUACUGAGUCUAGUAGAAAUGAUGUACCACUUUGGGAUUACGCCGUUUAUAGUGUACCAAGAACUGAAGGAACAGUUGGUGUCGCGUUGCAAAGCCGGCCCUCUGCCAAUGGCCCACGUGCCUUUUCCAAGGCGGCCACCAAUUGGAUACUUUCGACGGAAUGAAGUAAUCGCCCGGGCUAUUACGCAGGAUGGUAGCACCCCCAAAGGAAUCGAUAAAAAGAAUUAUGCCAAUUCACCGAAAUGGAGGCAAAGUUAUGUGGAUGAGCUGAAAAUGAUCUAUUGA
Molecule: messenger RNA, 1677 nt
Organism: Anopheles coustani
Lineage: Eukaryota; Metazoa; Arthropoda; Insecta; Diptera; Culicidae
Product: sodium channel protein Nach-like
Exons: 5
Coding region: 1-1677 (558 amino acids)
Biological process (GO): sodium ion transmembrane transport
Cellular component (GO): membrane
Molecular function (GO): ligand-gated sodium channel activity
Source: RefSeq, a predicted model, not a curated record